This is a messenger RNA of Castor canadensis (American beaver), 2604 nucleotides long. RefSeq names its product ubiquitin related modifier 1 (gene Urm1). Gene Ontology annotation, cellular component: cytoplasm. Gene Ontology annotation, biological process: tRNA thio-modification. NCBI's taxonomy places the organism in Eukaryota, Metazoa, Chordata, Mammalia, Rodentia, Castoridae. The record is from RefSeq and is a predicted model, not a curated record.
CCGGCUUCCUCAACAUGGCAGCGCCCUUGUCAGUGGAGGUGGAGUUCGGAGGCGGUGCGGAGCUACUGUUUGACGGAGUAAAAAAGCAUCAAGUCACCUUGCCUGGGCAGGAAGAACCCUGGGAUAUCCGGAACCUCCUUGUCUGGAUCAAGAAGAAUUUGUUGAAAGAGCGGCCAGAGCUAUUCCUCCAGGGAGACAGCGUGCGGCCAGGAAUUCUGGUGCUGAUUAAUGAUGCCGACUGGGAACUGCUGGGUGAGCUGGACUACCAGCUGCAGGACCAGGACAGCGUACUCUUCAUUUCCACGCUGCAUGGAGGCUGAGGGUCCCUCUCUGAGCCCACAUACCCUUGUGAGAGGAGAAAGGAACAGCCAGACAUCCCCUUGGGCCCUGCUUCCAGGUUUCCCAUCCCCCCCUGGCAGCCUCCUUCCUUGCUCUUUCCCUCUGAGCGCCCUCCAGGCAGGAAAAAGAGGCCAGGUGCUAAAAAAUGAUCCUUUCUCAGCAGGGCACGUGAGCAGGGGAGGGCAGGCAGGCGCCUGAGCUGAGUACUCCUUCUCCCAGCAGCUGAGAUGGGGGAGGGUGUCCUCUAGUGUGUUGGAGUGGAGGGGGGCUCUGUGCCCAGGUAACCCAGCUGCCUUCUAGUCUUAUGUCUUAAUCUAAGCACUGAGUGACCGCCAACAAGGCGCUCCUGCUCCUGGGGCAUCUUCAUGGGGAAGAUGGACUGAAAUAACUGAUGGGAGGCCCCUUCCCAAAGAUUGGAGGACUCUCCAUCUCAGUUUCCUCAUCUGGAUAGCAGAGGGCUCUUCCUGUCCCCUACUGAUAUCAUUAUGGAACCCCAGCUGGGGUCCCCUAUUCAUGCUGACACCCCUCCCUCCCACCUAGCAGCUGCUCUCCCAGCCACACCCCUCCUCCUGCUCCCCCCACCCAAGCCCUUGACCCUGGCUGGCCUCCCCCCAUACACAAGCCACCAUAUGGGCUCUUGAGACCCUCUCCAUGCUGUGUACGACUCAUUCUGCUGGGAAAGCAGAGGUGGGGGGAAAAGUAGCCCAACCUUGGACUGACCAACAGAGAGGCCUGGGGAGGCCAGUAUGCCUCAGUUUCCUCUUCUACAACAACUGCAUAUAGUACAUGAAACCUGGGGGAAGACACUCAACAGCAUUAAAUGUAGACUUUAUUGCCCCAUUUCCUGCAGGAAAUAGUGGGAGCAGGCAGCACUCUGUCCCUUCUGGAAAUCUGGGGAUCUCAGUGCCUGGUAACAGCUGGCCUUGGGCAAAUAAAAGAUUAGGCGUUUACUCCUUGCUUGGAGCUUCUUUCUUACAGGCGGGUAGAACCCCAUAACCCCCAGCCAUGGGCUCUGGUACCUUUCUGUCCCUCAGACCCUGGGGUUCUCAGAGCUGCCCUUACCUGAAAGGCUGAAACAUAGAUUACCUCUACUAGACAGGGUGAUCCAGUGAGGCCAUCUGGAGAAAGGGAUGCAGACCCGUGCUAACCAGUCUGGAUCCCAAAACACAUACCGUCUAUCUAUGGCCAGACCUUAUCAAACAAGCUGCAGCAGCCUGCCUCAGAACCCAGAAUGGGGAGUGGCAUAGAUAAACCUGUUGAGCCUCCCUUUUCUUUCAUGACCUAGAGAAAAGAGCUUUGUCUACUGGAGAGACCUCAAAAAAAAAUAAUAAUAUUUAGGGCGCUAUCAUCACCCUGCCCUAAAUACUGCUUUUCAUUAAAUGUCAAUAAUUUAAGGUGGCAUUUCUCACCCUGUGGAGAUGAAAGUGCCAAAUGUUGUCCAGGCAGUGUUGGGGACAAGUGUGCAUUCAUUAUUUAAGAGGACAAAUGACCCCUUGGCCAUGAGUUUCUCUCAAGUACUGCUGCAGUGAAGGCCCUUUGGGCAUGUGUGGGUGGGAGCAGCCAUGUUAGGGUUACUGGUAGGGACCUGUCUGGGUGCAAGUUAAGGCCAGUGUUGGGUCUGAGUAUUGUCUAGAUCAGCUGUAUGACUGCCUUCACUAGGUGCUGAGGCCAGCGAAGGAAUUGUAAUAGCCCCAACAGCCUCAGUUUUAGAGGGUCAGCCUGUCCCAGUUCUUGUAACCUGGAGGUCCCUCCCUCCCUCCCUCUGGCUCCUGAGCUUCAGGAAUGGUCCAUUGUCCCACCCUGGGGUUCCAGAUUCUGAAAAUGGUAGGUGGGAUUCCUUCUGCACCUACAAGGGAUUGGGGGAGUGUAGCUGCAGGUCAUCCCUGCCACCGCAGCACUCCAGUAUAGUGAGAAUGCUGAGCAGUAGAGAAUGGGCUGGGACAAUCGGGUCUCCCCACAGCAGGAUGCCAGUGAAAUUGGCCAGAGCCAAGGCGCUCCAGGUCAUUUUUAGCCCCUAGCUGAAAGCCCUCAGGGACAGGUGACCCAACUCAGUCCCAGCAACACCCAACAACCCACCUCCCGCGCAACUCCUGACCCCUGCUUUUAACAAAAUAAACGAAUAAGUAAACCCUGCUAUCUCCGAAGAUUUUUCUUUAAUGAAAAGGAUUUAUUUGCCCAAGUUGUAUUUCCAAAGCCAAGGCACUUGCCCUGCUGGAGCGCAUCAUUCCCAAGCUUCUCUGUUUUUGGAAGCGGAUGGAGGAGGCU